This is a messenger RNA of Lates calcarifer (barramundi perch), 2426 nucleotides long. It is a transcript of the gene samm50l, whose product is annotated as sorting and assembly machinery component 50 homolog, like. The coding region runs from base 152 to 1564 and encodes 470 amino acids. The transcript has 15 exons. NCBI's taxonomy places the organism in Eukaryota, Metazoa, Chordata, Actinopteri, Centropomidae. Gene Ontology annotation, biological process: mitochondrial respiratory chain complex assembly; protein insertion into mitochondrial outer membrane. The record is from RefSeq and is a predicted model, not a curated record. Gene Ontology annotation, cellular component: SAM complex; outer membrane.
CGAACACAACACGAGACUUCACCGACUGUCAUGGCGUCUCCCUUGAAGGGGGUUUGGUACUGGAGAAAGUAGUCGCUGUCAUUUUUCAUUUUCUCCGUCGUGUAGAGCAGCUAACCCCGACUGAACAGACUUUUAGGAGCGGGCAUUUACCAUGGGGACUGUCCAUGCUAAGAGUCUGGAUCCUCUCCCGAUGCAUGGCCGGGACUUGGGCGUCAAUGCUGACGACUGGGUGGAGCCUCCAGAGCCAGAGCAGGAGGCCAAGCAGGAGAUCCUUGAAAACAAAGAUGUGGUUGUCCAACAUGUCAACAUCCAGGGUCUUGGAAGAACUAAAGAGGAUCUGCUCGGCUACGAGAUCUCUGACGUCUUCCACGCCAAAAACCUAAUUGAUGUGAUGAAAAAAGCUCACGUUGCCAGGCAGAGGCUGCUCCGCCUGGGAAUCUUCAAUGAGGUGGAGGUUCUUAUUGAUACAUCUGAAGGUGCAGACGCUUUGCCCAAUGGUCUAGAUGUAACCUUUGAGGUGACAGAGAUCAAGAGACUGACGGGAAGCUACAACACCAUGGUCGGCAACAAUGAAGGAAGCAUGGUGCUGGGUCUGAAACUUCCCAACAUGUUCGGUCGAGCUGAGAAACUCACCUUCCAGUUCUCCUAUGGGACCAAGGAGACAUCCUACGGCCUGUCGUUUUUCAAGCCCCAGCCCGGACAUUUUGAACGCAACCUCACACUCAACAUGUACAAAGUUACCGGUCAGUUCCCAUGGAGCUCCUUAAAAGAGACUGACAGAGGCCUGUCUGCAGAACUAAACUUUCCUCUCGGAAUGACAAACCACACACUGAAGUGGGAGGGUGUAUGGAGGGAGCUGGGCUGCCUGGCCCGCAGCGCUUCCUUUGCCGUGCGAGAGGAGAGUGGACACUCGCUGAAAUCUGCUCUCUCGCACACUGUGUCAAUUGACUCAAGGAAUUCUGCCAUUUUCCCGAGCAGAGGUGCGUUACUCCGGAUCAACCAGGAGCUGGCUGGAUACACUGGAGGAGACGCCAGCUUCUUGAAAGAGGAUUUUGAGCUGCAGCUUAACAGACGGCUCUUCUGGGACUCAGUCUUGUCAGCUUCUCUGUGGGGUGGAAUGCUUUAUCCUAUUGGAGGACAACCAUCAUGCAUUGCUGACAGGUUCUACCUUGGAGGUCCCACCAGUGUACGAGGAUUUGGGAUGUACAGCAUUGGGCCACAAAGUGAAGGAGAUUAUCUGGGUGGAGAGGCGUACUGGGCAGGAGGCCUGCACCUCUACACCCCUCUGCCCUUCAGACCAGGCAAGGGUGGUUUUGGAGACCUUUUCAGGACACAUUUCUUUCUCAAUGCUGGCAACCUCUGUAACCUCAACUACGGUGAGGGUCCCCGGGCGCACCUUCAGAAGCUAGCCGAGUGUAUUCGCUGGUCGUAUGGAGCAGGCAUCGUGCUGCGGCUUGGAAACAUUGCCAGACUGGAGCUCAACUACUGUGUGCCCAUGGGAGUUCAGAGUGGGGACAGGAUAUGUGAUGGUGUCCAGUUUGGAGCGGGAAUUCGCUUCCUGUAACCUCACCACUCCACUGAUUUCACUCCUUCACCAGAGGCUGUGCUGUGAAAAAGGGAAAACGUCUCGUUUGUCACCUGUAACUUGUUGUAGAAUAUGUAACACUAGCAUGGGUCCUACAUCCUGGGGAAAUGUGCCUGAGUCCCACAACCCUCCUUUGAUAUGCCCUCCUUUGCAGGACAAAGUGCCAGUGCUGGGUCAUAUUAUUAGGGACACUUAAUCCAAAUUGAAGGUGCUUUCAUCGAUGUGAGUGUUUAAAGUAACCAGGUAUAAGAUUUAUUUAGCAGCAGCCACAAGACAUGACAACAACUCUGGUGAAAAUUCAAUCAUUGGACAUCUUUGAACAAACUCUACUGCUCCUCUUUCCUGUGUUUGAAAUCUCCAGCACUGGCACAUUGUCUUACAGAAGAGUCACCACCGUGUUUCCUAUGGUGACACAAAGUUAAUUAUUUAUCUGAAUGUUAAAGAGAUUUGGGCAUGUUCCCUGUUUGCCUUGAAGGACUGCUUCUUAUCCAGGAGCAAAAAGUGAGUGAAAUGAACACCGUGCAGUCCUCUGACCUAAUGGGUUUGGUUGAGCUGUACUGUGAUUGAAUGGUCGCAGUAGCAGCAAGGGAAUGAACCGAGAGAAACCAGCACUUUUUUAAUCCAAACAGCGGCGUAGGAAGGGGAAUCGGCCCUCAUGCCAAAGUGGAUCAUUCAAUCGUUGUGUGAUGCUGAGAACAGGGGGUUAGAAUUAAUGUGUUGGGCAGGCAGCAGAGGUGGGAACCUCCUCCCCUGAGCAACAUCCACCACCAGUGCUCUUACCUUUAGUCCUCUUUUUGAUGUUGGUGAAACUCUUCACAAAUAAACCACACUCUCUCCCCUG